Messenger RNA from Peniophora sp. CBMAI 1063, 2970 nucleotides. Lineage: Eukaryota; Fungi; Basidiomycota; Agaricomycetes; Russulales; Peniophoraceae. The record is from the annotation of a GenBank genome assembly.
AUGUCUGGGAGGUAUGAUCUUCAAUUAAGCUCCCAGCUACGUCCGUUGGAUAUUGCGCGAGCAACCGUUGAGGGACGGGUCCCCCAUGAUUUGGACGAUGACAAAGGACUGGAGGGCGCUUAUCCUGCACUAUUUGCAGCGGUAGUUCACUCGGAGAACGGACGGGAGUCGGGCUGCAUACUUGCAUACAGAAUCGAGGAAUCCGAGUCGCCGGACGAUUUGGAUAGACUUGUACUCGAACGCGUCUUCCCAAUCCACGCCGAGUUCAUCGUCCGAAUAUCCCAGCCUCAGAACCGUGGUACCGUCACUUCGCCACCCCCGACACCCGCUACAGAUACACUACCAGAUCAAACGCUUGCGCUCGACAUCUACGAGGGCCCGAAGCGGGUUCUGUCUCUACUUACCGAAGACAAGGAAGAUCUAUCCGCCACUCUCUUCGCCUGUCGCGCUCUACGGGACAUUGCCACUCGAGAUGGACUUGAUACAGACGACUUCCCCUGGCUUCUCCCGUACAAGUGGAACCCAGAAGCGUGGCUUUCAGUCAGGCCACCUCGCGAUCUGCGCCUUACACGUCGACCGAUGCACACGCAACUAGCUGCAGCGCAUGCAGGCUCCACGAAGGACGAUGCAGCCGAUUUCGUAGUACUCAGGGACCAUUGGCUGUCCACACGUCCGAGAGCGCAACUUCUAGCGUCUGCGGAGCAUACGCCCCUGCGUAUACGCGUCGGAACCUUCAACGUGAACGGCAAGUUACCAUCUCAGGAUCUUUCCGCUUGGGUUGCCGGGAAUGAAGGGCCCAACAAUGAUGCAAAAGGCGGCGAUGACUGGGAGAAGCUCAUUCCUCCCCUCAAAGAACUUUCUCCGCUCUCCCUGGGUGACGGCACUCCGAAGCUGGGCCCUUCUGAAGUGCCAGCGCGAGAUACCUCUCAGGAUAUACCUCAGAAGCCGACCAGUGCGCGUAUAUACUCGCAGCCUUCCAUCAAGGGCGAUGACUUUGAGCCGGACUUACUCGUUCUUGGGUUCGAAGAGCUUGAUCUUUCGGCGGGCGCCUUGGUUGUUGGAUCAAGUACAUCUCGUGAAGAGGCUUGGACCAAGGCUGCGCUGGCCGGACUAGGCGACCGUGGCGAGGCGUAUGAGAAGAUUGCCUCCAAGCAACUUGUAGGGAUGCUCUUGCUCGUCUUCGUGAGGAAGGAGCUUCGUGAACGCUUUUCCGUAGUCGCCAACUCCUUGGGCGCUGGUCUCAUGGGGAUCAUGGGCAACAAGGGCGCUGUCUCCAUACGCUUAACCUAUCGUCCUACUUCUUCAUCGACACCUGUCGCCCUGACUUUCGUGGACGCUCAUCUUGCAGCAUUCGACGAGGCGCUCGAUCGCCGUAAUGCUGACUUCCAUGAUAUAUCCCGCCGUCUUACGCUGGGCCCCUGUUUGGAGUACGUCCAGUUGCCGCAGGUCUCGAUUUUCAAUACGGAUGCCUUGAUAUGGAUGGGAGACCUUAACUAUCGCAUUGAUCUGCCGAGUGCGGACAUACGGACUAUUCUACGCACACACCCCGUUCAUGAGGCUUCGACGACACUACAGAAGUUUGACCAACUGAAAUGUUCCAUCCGCGAUAGUAAGGCGUUCGAUGGAUUUGAGGAGCAUCCUAUCAGCUUCUUGCCGACUUAUCGAUUUAGCGAAGGUCUUGCAAUGGACUCGCUAGGAUAUGACCUGAAACGGAAGCCGGCCUGGACAGACCGUAUUCUGCAUAUGUCAUCCAAUACAACCUCUCUGAAGCAACACACCUAUACGAGCCACCCACAUAUCACAUUCAGCGAUCACAGACCUGUCUCCGCUAACUUCGUAGCCCAAAUACCCCACCUCGACGCCUUUACCUUGGACGAACAGGCAGAUGAACUGUUUAGCGCUGUAAAGGACGUUGACUUGGAGGACUCCGACGAGAUACCUACCUUGGCGCUCAGCGAGACCGUCUACCAGCUCGGAGACGUGCAAUACGAUUCUCCUGUAACCCGUUCUUUGACAGUCAAGAAUACCGGAAAGAUACCCGCUGCGUUCCGCUUCCUUCCUCGCGAGACUGGAAGCCCUACAAGUCCUCCAUGGCUGUCCAUUGAUCCUAUGACUGCUUUUAUCCUUCCUGGCGAAAGCUGCAUGGUUACCUUCACGAUUCACGUACACAAGGAUAACGCACACGUCUUGAAUCUCAAGCAAGAACGCUUCACCAGCACUAUCAUCAUGCACACUCUCCUCGGAAAGGACCACUUCGUUGCUCUUUGGGGCGACUAUCGUCGCACUUGCUUUGGCACUUGCUUUAGCUCUCUCACUCGGCUCAAGAGACCUAUUCGCGAGUUGGACUCGGAGGCAGACCUCGUUGCAUCUGAGCAAGCUAUGCAUGCGCCCAAGGAGAUCAGCUCGCUUGUCAACUGGUUGCUCGAUAACCAGAUCGAGAAAGUGGAUGAUCUAUUCCUGACGCCUGGCGAGCCCGAGUUAGUCGCACAGAUACGCGAGUGUCUGGACACCGGCGCCAAUAUUCCGACCUUGAACGUGAACCCGCCAACAUCGGAACGCGACAUCCAGCUCGUUCGCGGAGUUGGAGCUACGCUCUUUGCCCUGCUUGACUCGUUACCGGAGCCCAUCAUCCCGACUUCGUUGCAUCCUCAGUGUGUGCAGGUCGCAGAUCGAGAAGCGGCGUUUGUGGUUCUGUCAAGUCUGCCUACCGCGACCAUAAACGCAUGGGUGGCGAUUACGUCGUGCUUGCAUCUCUACUGUAUACAGACACACGAAAAGCAUCCACACAGUCCUGACAGUGAAGCCGGUGAUAUCGUUCUCUCUGGUCCGCGCGGGUCUCUCACUCGUGCUGAGCGUAUUGCGGAUAUCUGGACGCCCAUGCUACUGAGGGAUGAUCCCAACUCUCCGGCCCUUGUAUCUCUUCUGGAUAAAAGACGAUUCCUUCUGUUCUUCAUCGAUCCAUCGAUCUAG